Molecule: messenger RNA, 2616 nt
Organism: Symbiodinium sp. CCMP2592
Lineage: Eukaryota; Dinophyceae; Suessiales; Symbiodiniaceae
Source: the annotation of a GenBank genome assembly
AUGGCAACAUCCAUCAGCCAGCUGUCGGUAGGCCAAAGAGUGACGGCGAUCUUGCUACGCUUCGACGGUGGCAACGCCAGCCAGGAGGAGAAGGCGGCCACCAUCCGCUUCCUUGGCAGCACGAGCUUCUCCCAGGGCGAGUGGGUGGGUUUGGAGCUGGAGGAUGAAAGCGGGAAGAACGAUGGCGAAGUGAAGGGCCAGCGCUAUUUCACUUGCCCGCCGCAGCGCGGCUUGUUCAUGAGGCCAACGAUGGUAAGGCUGCCAGAGGAUGCGGCAUCAGGAAGAUUUCACGACGAAGAAGUCAGCUUACCAGUGGAGCUGGUGGAGGCUGAGGAGGGCAAUGACCUCGGGGCCAUUUCCGCGAAGGCCCAGCCUCAAUGCCUUCGCAAGGACAAAAAGCACCUGCCCAAAAAGCGACUGGUGAAGAGGCUGAAGGCAAAGAUCGUCGUGGAAGACUCGGCCGACAAAGAACCAAAGCAGCCGAAGAUCAUCGACCAGCUCGGGGGCGAGGUCGAAGCCCAGGGUGUGCGCCAGGAGGAGAUCGAUUUGGCUAAGAGGCGUCGGGCAUAUUGGCAAACGCUGAAUGCAGAGAAAGCCGUGGAAGACUCGGCCCGCAAAGAUCCGGAGCUGAUCGACCAGCUCGGGGGCGAGGCAGAGGUGAAGAAGCAUCAGGGCGCGUCGCGGCUUCUGCAGCAAAAAGUUGCUCAAAUGGUCAAAGAGGACGAGGAUCCUGCCAGCCAGCCGGCCAUCUACCAAGGCAUGGGCUUGGAGCACAUGUUGCAGUCCUCAGAGCGCUUCAAGAGCGACUUCGAUGAUGUCUGCCAUAAGUUUGCCAAGCACAUUCAGGACAUGGGCUAUGGCGUCUCUUUCAUGGCUGCCUCGAUCAAGUCCCUGGCCUCCGCGGCAAGCAAAGUCAACACCGAGUACCACGGCGAUUGCCGUCAGCUGAAGGACGUGGUGCGUGGCACGCUGGUCAUCAAAUCUGGCAAGGACGGCACUUCGCCCAGUGUUGCAGCCGGCUAUGAGAUCCUGCAAAUGCUGAUCGAGGACGAGGGCCGUUUCCUGCAGGCGGCAAACGGACGCUUCACCCGCUUUAGCGACCGCUAUCAGAAGCCUGUUGGAGCAGUGAAGUACCGCGACUGGCUGCUCCUGCUCAAGAUCGGCGACUUUGUCUGCGAACUCCAAGUCAACUUCGAGCAAGCGGUGCAGGUAAAGGAGCAGGAGCAGCACCAUCAAUACGAGCUGCAGCGCCUCGCCACCCGCAAAUUGCUAGAGUCAGCCAUGAGGAAUGACUAUGGGAUGGUCCAUCUUCUGUUGGCCUCCACCAACGGCCUCCACGGCGAAAGUCUGGUGAACGCUCGCGACUGCCACGGUUUCACCCCGCUCCACUACGCAGCCAGGCACGGGAACGCUCUGAUGUUGGAGCUGCUUCUCAAACAAGGUGCGAAUGUCCUCGCACUCGACCGGGAUGGGAAUCCCCCAUUGCACCACGCUGUGGCAAUGAUGCACCCUGAUGCAUGCCAGAAGCUUUUGACUUCCAUGCACGGGCUGCCGAAGGAACGGCUGCAGAAGGAGCCGUUGGCCAGCAAUCUUCAGCAGAUCUGGGGUGCCUCAUGCCAGUCGGGCAACGACGAUAUCCACCAGCUGUCGGAAAAGCUAGCGGAGGUUGCAAAAAGAGCGUACAGUACUCCAAGUAUGCACCUGAUGGCCAUCGCACGGAGUGGGGACGUUCCGGCCAUGAGGGCUUGCUACAAAACCAUGUCACUGAAAUACGUGUGUCAAGGUUGGAAUUUAUGCCUGGAUGACUACGUGGAGUGUGGGAAGCCGAACAUCCUUGACAACGCCAUCCUCAGCGGCUCGGCUGCCAUGGCCGUGAUGGUGGCCAAGCCGGACGACCACGGCGCACCGAAGGGCACCCCGCGUCAAGGAGAGUUGAAAAUGCACAAGGACCCCAAACAGGUAGAGAGGCUGGUGAGGCAUGGCAAAGUCGCCCGGUUCCGAGCCCUGCAUGCGGUGCGGCCGCCGAAGACCCGAAGGAUGGCAGAGCUUCUCGUGGUCGCCGCCGAACACGACCAGCUUGAGAUGGCACACGCAAUCUGGACGCAUGGUGGAGGCGACAUAGCGUCGGCCCUGACGGAUGAGGAGAAGGUGAAGCUGGUGGAGCUGGGACUGCAAGCGGCCGCUCUGGGCCACGAAGAAUUCGUGAGCCUGCUGAUCGAGGCUGAAGCGCCAUUGGAUAAAGACAUCAAUGGCAGACGCAUGAUCACACAAGCAGCCGGCGCUGGCCAAACCGCCGUUGUGGAGCUUCUGGCAGAUGCAGGCGCCGAUUUUCGGAAUCGGGUCCUGUGCGAAGCUGUUCCUGCAGGUCACCAUGACACUGCAGAAUUCCUCUUGAAGCGAGGCGCAGAUCCGAGGGAGAGAUGGGGAACCGGGCAGGGCGCCAAGUCCGUGAUCGGCCAGGCGAUCAUCUUAAAUCGACCCGAGAUGCUCCAGCUGCUCGCGCAGUAUGGGGCCAACUCCUACACCGACGAGAACUUGGAGUACUCGGAGAGGAUGCACGCUCUUGACUGCCUGGAAUUCAUGCGCCGCUCCCGGGAGGCGGCAUGCCCUGCGUAG